CGGUGCGGGCCGGAGGGGUGUGUGCGGGGGGCCGGAGGCGGCUGUCAGAGUCGGCUCAGCCUGCGCGGGGAACAGCGGCCGCCUCCCGCUCCCGGCCCGGCUCGGCCGCCUCAGUGUGCACAGCAUCAUCAGACGAAUGAGGGACGAGUCCUGGGGUCCGAGGCUGGCGAACCCGUUCGCGGAGGCUAGGCGACAGGGGGCCCCAGCCCUGGCCAACGCAGGAGAGGCUGUGCCUUCACGCCACCGCACGCGCCCCCAUUGGCACCUCCCAUCAUCGAGGGCUCCACCCCUGUCGGGUGGCCUCUACGUGGACUGCAGCCUCUGCCGCCUGCCUGCCUUGGCAGCCAUGAGGCCCCCAUGGUGUCCCCUGCAUACUCUCUUCCCACCGUUCCCACUUCUCCUCCUCCUCCUCCUCUUCCUCCUGGGAGGAGGGGCAGAGGCUGAGCACCCAGAGGACCCGGAGCUGCUGGUGAUGGUGCGUGGGGGCCGGCUUCGGGGCACCCGCCUAAUGGCCCCUGGGGGCCCUGUCUCUGCUUUUCUGGGCAUCCCCUUCGCAGAGCCACCCGUAGGCCCCCGUCGCUUUCUGCCACCGGAGCCCAAGCGACCCUGGCCAGGGGUGCGAGAUGCCACCGCCUUCCAAAGUGUCUGCUACCAAUACGUGGACACCUUGUACCCUGGCUUUGAGGGCACCGAGAUGUGGAACCCAAACCGUGAGCUGAGUGAGGACUGCCUCUACCUCAACGUGUGGACACCGUACCCUCGGCCUAAGACCCCCACCCCUGUCCUCGUCUGGAUCUAUGGGGGUGGCUUCUACAGUGGGGCCUCCUCGCUGGACGUGUAUGAUGGGCGCUUCCUGGCCCAGGCGGAGGGGACUGUGCUGGUAUCCAUGAACUACCGGGUGGGAGCCUUUGGCUUCCUGGCCCUCCCAGGGAGCCGGGAGGCACCAGGCAAUGUGGGUCUUCUGGAUCAGAGGCUGGCCCUGCGAUGGGUGCGGGAGAACGUGGCAGCCUUCGGGGGGGACCCGAUGUCGGUGACUCUGUUUGGGGAAAGUGCAGGUGCCGCCUCUGUGGGCAUGCACCUGCUGUCCCCACCCAGCCGGGACCUGUUCCACAGGGCUGUGCUGCAAAGCGGUGCACCCAACGGGCCCUGGGCUACGGUGAGCAUGGGAGAGGCCCGCCGCAGGGCCACACUGCUGGCUCGACUCAUAGGCUGCCCCCCAGGUGGGGCUGGUAGCAAUGACACAGAGUUGGUCGCCUGCCUGCGGACACGGCCAGCUCAGGACCUGGUGGACCACGAGUGGCAUGUGCUGCCUCAGGAAAGUGUCUUCCGCUUCUCUUUUGUGCCUGUGGUAGAUGGAGACUUCCUCAGUGAUACCCCGGAGGCCCUCAUCAACGCUGGAGAUUUCCACGGCCUGCAGGUGCUGGUGGGUGUGGUGAAGGAUGAGGGCUCCUAUUUUCUGGUUUACGGGGCCCCAGGCUUCAGCAAAGACAACGAGUCUCUCAUCAGCCGGGCCCAGUUCCUGGCCGGGGUGCGGGUCGGGGUCCCCCAGGUGAGUGACCUGGCUGCCGAGGCUGUGGUCCUGCAUUAUACAGACUGGCUGCAUCCUGAGGACCCAGCCCGCCUGAGGGAGGCCAUGAGUGAUGUGGUGGGUGACCACAAUGUCGUGUGCCCUGUGGUUCAACUGGCUGGGCGACUGGCCGCCCAGGGUGCUCAGGUCUAUGCCUACGUCUUUGAACAUCGUGCAUCUACGCUCUCCUGGCCCCCCUGGAUGGGGGUGCCCCACGGCUACGAGAUCGAGUUCAUCUUUGGGCUCCCUCUGGAACCCUCGCUAAACUACACCAUUGAGGAGAGAGCCUUUGCCCAGCGGCUGAUGAAAUACUGGGCCAACUUCGCCCGCACAGGGGACCCCAAUGACCCGCGGGACCCUAAAGCCCCGCAGUGGCCACAGUACACGGGGGUAUCGCAGCAGUACGUGAGCCUAAACCUGCGGCCUCUGGAGGUGCGGCGGGGGCUGCGAGCCCAGGCCUGCGCCUUUUGGAAUGGCUUCCUACCCAAAUUGCUCAGCGCCACCGCCUCGAAGGCUCCCAGCACCUGCCCAGGCCCCGCCCACGGGGAGGCUGCCCCGAGGCCCAGGCCCGGCCUCCCCCUGCCCCUCCUUCUCCUCUUCCUCCUCCUCUCCCGGCUCCAGCGGCUGUGACCACGGCCUCCUCCCCCUCCGGCCUCCGGGGGCCCCUCUUCUAAUGAGUGGUCGGGCCGGGGGAGGGCCCCACUCAGGGAUCUCCGACCCAGCGCCCCUCCCCCUCAAACCAAAAAGCUCACACUGGACAGGGCGUGGGGGAGGGUUGACCUACGAUCCGUCUCAGGGACUCACACGCCUUUGUUGUUUAAAUGGAAAAGCCCAUUUUCUUUUUUUAUAGAAUGAUUCCUUGGAGCCUGAGACGUGUUGGGGGAGAGGGAAGACUCGGGGCUAGCUAGCAACUCCCCGUGGGGCUAUAACCGUCAACCGUUUCUGUCUCUUCUCUUUUUCCCAUCCACCCACGGAUGCUCCCCGCCCCUGAUCCCUUCUGUCCCCUUGUCUUCGGUCAUUUUCCCCCCUCUCUCCUCCCUCCCGCCAAUCCUCUGGCCCCACCUCCACCCUCAUCCUCCCCGUCUCUCGUGUUUCUCACAUCUACCUGAUCCUCUUUCCACCAUCCCACGUGCCUCUCCUGUGUCCUCCUGCACUCACAACCCCCACCCGACCUUCUCCACGUCCUCCUCCCACCCACUUGUCGGGCGCCCUGGCCGCAGACACGCUGGACGAGGCGGAGCGCCAGUGGAAGGCCGAGUUCCACCGCUGGAGCUCCUACAUGGUGCACUGGAAGAACCAGUUUGACCAUUACAGCAAGCAGGAUCGCUGCUCAGACCUGUGACCCAGGCGGGACCCCCACGUUCUGCCGCCCUAUCCGCCCCCCCCGCCCCGGUCCCCAAGUUGUAUAUACUAUUUAUCUAAGGGCUGGGAUAUUACAGAGGAGCCCUAGACCCACCCCAACUUUCCCCCGGGGCCCCUGGUCCUCUGCAUGUCUCGGCCGAGCCCCCUACCCCGCGGUGCCUUCGCCCCUCUGGGCUGCCAAUAAACUGUUACAGCCAAAGGUGUGUGCGCGACUGGGGGCGGUAGGGCAGGAGGCCUAGCCAAUUGGGCUCAGGGAAUGGGGGUGGUCGCUGGGACCUACAUUCUGGCCCACUCAGCGCCGGGACACCAGGCGCCACCCCGCAAGGAGAACUCGCGUCUGCGCAGUAAGAAGGGAGGUGCGGUGGGGCGGGGCAGCGGUGCAUUGUGGGAACCCUACAGGCCACCAGGUCCGCAGGGCCUAGCGGUGCGACCUCCACUGAUUCGUGCUGCCCGUGCUGCCCAGCGCUAUUGUUGCCAGAACCUGCGCGCCGGUCCUGCCGCAGCUCGCCCAGGACCCGCCCAAAACCCGUCCGGGCCGAGAGUAAGUGCUAGA
This is a messenger RNA of Myotis myotis, 3482 nucleotides long. It is a transcript of the gene ACHE, whose product is annotated as acetylcholinesterase (Cartwright blood group). The record is from RefSeq and is a predicted model, not a curated record. The transcript has 7 exons. Gene Ontology annotation, molecular function: acetylcholinesterase activity. Bases 137 to 2197 code for a protein of 686 amino acids. NCBI's taxonomy places the organism in Eukaryota, Metazoa, Chordata, Mammalia, Chiroptera, Vespertilionidae. Gene Ontology annotation, biological process: acetylcholine catabolic process; choline metabolic process. Gene Ontology annotation, cellular component: plasma membrane.